GUAAGCAUAUUCAUAAAUAUUAAACAAGUAAGGAUAUUUUAUGCUACCCACGUGAUAUGAUCUCGAUCUCAAACUAUCAUUCAAUGAGAGUAAAAUAAAUAGAUAACUAAUUUUCAGGUUACAAGGUACAUUAGAGGAUUGGGUGAUUGUUUUCAGUCCUCUUUCACGUGCCCCGACGAAGGACGCAUCUAUAUAGAAUGAGUGGACAGGGUCCGUUAGUGGAAAAGGGGAUGAAUACCAUACUGGUUUGUCAGGAAAGUUAUGCGUGCGGCGGCUCAGAUGAAGCUGCCUACGAGUGUGACGAGUGUGGGAGCUUGCAGUGCGUUCGCUGCGAGCUAGAACUGCAUCGUCAGGAACGCAUGAGGAACCACGAUCGAAUUCGAAUUGCACCCGGUCACGUGCCCUUCUGUGAUUCCUGCAAGGGGGAGAGCGGGAGUCCAGUUAACGGUGGUCGAAUGAGGGCAGUGGUUCGUUGCCAAGGCUGCAAAAUAAAUCUCUGUCUAGACUGUCAGAAACGAACGCACAGUGGGGUCAACAAAAGGAAACAUCCUCUAACUCAGUAUCCUCCCUCCAAACCCCCUGAAAAGAGCACGUGUGCUGGCGAUGCAGAGUUAGAGGCCAUGAAAGUUAAACUGGAAAAGAUUAGCAGUUUCCUCCUGGUGGAUGAGAAAGAGGAAAUGCAGGUAAAGGAUGAGGAUGACUUUGUAAAGAGACUUGGUUGCAGUCCUGAGGAGCUCCUGAAAGUGGUGUCCAUCUUUGGUAACACGGGGGAAGGUAAAUCCCACACACUCAAUCACACUUUCUUCCUUGGCCGGGAGGUCUUCAAGACAUCUCCUACCCAGGAGUCCUGUACCGUUGGGGUGUGGGCAGCACUGGAUCCUGUCCACAAUGUAGUAGUGGUGGAUACUGAGGGCCUUCUUGGUGCUGGAGCAAACCAGGGGCAGAGAACCCGUCUCCUGUUGAAGGUGUUGGCUGUUUCUGACCUGGUAAUCUACCGCACGCAUGCUGAUAGACUCCACGACGACCUGUUCAAGUUCCUGGGGGAUGCUUCAGAUGCUUACUUGAAGCACUUCACAAAGGAGCUGAAAGCCACCACUGCACGGUGUGGCUUAGAUGUACCUUUGUCCACACUCGGUCCAGCUGUGAUCAUCUUCCAUGAGACCGUCCACACCAAGUUGCUUGGCUCAGACAAACCAUCAGAGUCUGCUGAGCGACUUUUGCAAGAGCGCUUUCGCAAGCUGGGGCUCUUCCCUGAGGCCUUCAGCUCCAUUCAGUACAGAGGGACACGCACAUAUAACCCCCCCACUGAUUUCAGUGGCCUGCUUCGCAGUAUAGAGCAGCAGCUGGAAAACAACACCACACGCUCUCCACGCUCUGCCAAAGUCAUCUUUAAAGCCCUGCAGGCAUUGAGUGAACGUUUUAGUGGAGAAAUACCCGACGAGCACCUGGCCAGCAACUCCUUCUUUCCAGAUGAAUACUUUACCUGCUCAAGCAUCUGUCUCAGCUGUGGUGCCGGCUGCAAGAAUAGCAUGAACCACCUGCGAGAAGGCGUGGCUCAUGAGGCGAAGCACCGCUGCCGCUACUCUCCUCAGUAUGACAACCGCAUCUACACCUGCAAGGCUUGUUAUGAGAGUGGUAAGGAGGUGAUUGUGGUUCCCAAGACAACAGCAUCUUCUGACUCACCUUGGUUUGGUCUGGCCAUAUAUGCCUGGUCAGGGUAUGUGAUUGAAUGUCCAAACUGCUCUGUGAUUUACCGAAGCAGGAAAUACUGGUAUGGGAAUCAGGACCCUGUUGACACAGUGGUCCGAACUGAGAUCCAGCACAUCUGGCCAGGGUCAGAUGGAUUCCUUAAGGACAAUAACAACGCUGCCCAGAGACUUUUGGACGGGGUCAACUAUAUGGCCCAGUCUGUGUCAGAACUCAGUGUCAAGCCUGCUAAAGCUGUGACAUCCUGGCUUACAGAUCAGAUUGCCCCUCCAUACUGGAAGCCCAACUCUCUCAUCCUAAACUGCUAUAAGUGUGGAGAGGGGUUCAAGGACAAUGACACUAAACACCACUGCCGUGCUUGCGGGGAAGGCUUCUGUGACAGCUGCUCCUCCAAGACCAGGCCUGUCCCAGAAAGAGGCUGGGGACUGGCGCCUGUACGUGUCUGUGACACCUGUUUUCAAAACAGAGGCAUCCCAGAAGACCUCCUGGAUGCAGCUCUGGAGGAGGAGGAGAGGGGUGGGACGCUGAUAGCGAGAAAAGUGGGAGAAGCAGUACAGAACACUCUAGGAGCUGUGGCCACUGCCAUUGAUAUUCCUCUGGCUCUGGUCAAAGAUGCAGCUCGCCCAACCUACUGGGUACCUGACCAAGACAUUCGAUGCUGCCACCAAUGCCAGCGCGAGUUCAAUGCCCGUCUGUCUAUCCACCACUGCCGUGCCUGCGGGCAGGGCGUGUGUGACGAGUGUUCUCCGGACCGUCGUGCUGUGCCCUCCAAGGGCUGGGACCACCCUGUGCGAAUUUGUGUCAGCUGCAACCAGAAACCUGGAGACCUCUAGCAAGGGCUGGGCCAGUGCUGGAAAGCACAUUACACUAGCAGGGCAUCUCCAUGCCCUGCUCUUAGAUGGGAAUGCUUAAAUACCAGACUUGAGGGAUGGAGGCACCUUGGUUAUUAAGAACUGUCCAUCUUGUUGAGCAAGAGGAACAACUUUGCCUUUUACGACAAAAUUUAGCAUCUCUUCAUGUACAUGACAUCCCUAUUAGUGUUUCAGCCCUUACUUUAGGCUUCUCUGCCCAAUUCUACAUUCAGAAAGACAAACAUGACUACACAGAACUUUUGGCUGCCACUAAAUCUCACAUGGGAAACCUUUGACAAUCCACUGCUUCUCAAGGGGAUAAACAGCUGUAGAUUAACUUAGCUAGCACAGGAAGCACAAUGCCAAGAUACUUGCUGAGCAGGUGAACAAAGUUUUUUUUUUUUUAUAUACAUAAAACUAACAAACCCAUGAUAAAUUGUUAUAGUUUUAUGUCCUUCCGUUGCCCUGGUCACUACAGACAAUGCCACUGUCUCGUUUUUUUUGUUUGUUUGU
This is a messenger RNA of Chanos chanos (milkfish), 3071 nucleotides long. RefSeq names its product zinc finger, FYVE domain containing 1 (gene zfyve1). The record is from RefSeq and is a predicted model, not a curated record. Gene Ontology annotation, biological process: lipid droplet formation. Gene Ontology annotation, cellular component: lipid droplet. The transcript has 11 exons. NCBI's taxonomy places the organism in Eukaryota, Metazoa, Chordata, Actinopteri, Gonorynchiformes, Chanidae. Gene Ontology annotation, molecular function: phosphatidylinositol-3,4,5-trisphosphate binding; phosphatidylinositol-3-phosphate binding; phosphatidylinositol-3,4-bisphosphate binding. The coding region runs from base 198 to 2540 and encodes 780 amino acids.